Molecule: messenger RNA, 3090 nt
Organism: Closterium sp. NIES-65
Lineage: Eukaryota; Viridiplantae; Streptophyta; Zygnematophyceae; Desmidiales; Closteriaceae
Source: the annotation of a GenBank genome assembly
AUGUUAGCCUGGUUUCCCCCAUUCCAAUCUCUCCGUCUCUCCCUCUCUCUGGCUGUGCGUCUCCAGGCGGAUCUGCGCAGUGCACGGCUGGAGGCAGCGAGGGCGAGGGCUGCUCUGGAGGCGCAGGAGCACAGAUGCGCUGGACUGAUGGAGGAUGUGAGUGCUGCUGGUAACGUGGUAACAGAGGUGACUUGUGAGUUUGACUUAAAGGCGAGCGCUGCUCUGGAAGCUCAGGAGCACAGAUGUGAGGCGCCUGGAAUCAGACAGGGCAGUCCUGAAGAAGCAGGUGGACGGGUUCGCAUCUCAGCUGCUCCCAUCCUCCCUUCUGCCCCCCUCCUCUCCCUGUCCCCCCAUUCGCGUGCUCGCUUUUCCUCCCCACCCCUCCUAACAACCUCUCAGGUGCGGCGCCUGGAGUCGGACAGGGCGCUCCUGAAGAAGCAGGUGGACGCGUUCACGUCUCAGCUGCACCCAUUCUCGCUGCUGCCCCUCCCCCGCCCUUCAUCUCCUCUCCCGUCCCCUCCGCACAUGACAUCCUCCCAGGUGCGGCGGCUGGAAUCAGACAGGACGCUGUUGAAGAAGCAGGUGGACGCGUUCGCGUCUCAGCUGCACCUCACCAACUCGCAGCUGGCUCAGGCGCAGGCGGCUCUGCAGGCAGCAGAGGAGCAGAACAAUGCGCACUCCAACCAGGCGCAGGCGGCUCUGCAGGCAGCAGAGGAGCAGAACAAUGCGCCCUCCAACCAGUCGGUGGAGCAGGCAGCAGCGCUGCGCAAGGCAGUGGAAGCUGCAGGCAUUGAGAGGGAUGCGGCUGUGCUUGCCAAGGAGGACCUGGCAUCACAGGUGCGGGUGCUGAAGAGACGACUUCAGGAGGCAGAGGAGGAGCAAUGCAAGGCAGAAGAGGCAUCGGCGGCGCUAGCAGCUGAGCUGAGGGCGCUGCAGCACUCAACAGAGGCCACAGUGGAUUGGGCAGGUGCGGCAUUUGCUCCCGACCCUGACCAGCUCAGGGUUGCUGAAGCUGCCAGAGAUGCCGCCAAGGCUGAGCUGCAGGACCUGCGCCAGGAACUGACAGGCAUGCGGCAGCAGCUGAUAGCGGAGAGGCAGAGGGCGGCAACGGCUACUGGAGGCAAGGAGGCUGUUGAGAAGCAGCUGGCAGUGGUGCAGGCAAAGCUGAAGGUGGGUGGGGCAAGGGGGAGGGGGAAGCUCUGGGAGGCAUUGGAAGCAGAGGAGAGGCUCAAGAUCCAUGCCAAGGUGGAGGUUCGACAAGAGGUGGAAGGGGACCUCAGGUCCGACAUCGAGGCUGAGGUUCAGCAGAAGCUGGAAGCGGAGGUCCGGGAAGCAGCUGAGGCUGAGACUCGGAAGAAAAUGGAAUCCGAGGUUCGGCAGGACGUCGAGGGGAAGGUUCGGAAAGAGCUUGAAACGGAGGUUCGGGAGAAGUUGAAGGCAGAGGUUCGGGAGGAGCUAGGAGCAGAAGCUGGGAGAAAUGCUGUGGAGGUCUUAAAGCCCAGCAGUCAAGGAUCGGUGGGAUCGGUAGAUGUGGGAACUCAAGUGAUAUCUGUGAGCGAGGAGGCUCGGAAAGAGAUUGAAGCAGCCGCUGUAGCUCGGAUGCGACAGGAAAUGGAAGAAGAGAUUCGGAAGGAGCUUCGGAACGAGUUUGAGAAGCAGAUUUGGGAAGAGGUGACUGAGAAGGUUCGGGAGGAGGUGCGGAAGGAGGUAGAAUUGGAGUUGAAAAAGUCUAAGGGCGAUUCUGAGGGUGCUUCGACUGCUUCUGCUGCUGGUGGAGCUGGUGGUGGAGUUACGGUUGAGAGUGGUGGAGAGGGUGUAGGGGACAAUGAGAGAACGGAGGUGGAGGGUAAAGGUGAAGAUGUGGGAGGUGGAGGAGAAAGAGAAGGAGCAGGAGCAGGGGCAGGAGAAGGGGCAGGAGCAGGGAUCGGAGGGGUGGGAGCAGGGGCAGGAGCAGGGGGGGGAGAAUUGGCGGGAGCAGGGGGAGGAGAGGCAAGUGAAGCAGUGGGGCAGUCUACUGAAGAGCUUGCACGAUUGAAGGAGGACGCGGAGAAAGCAGAGGAGGAGCGGGGUCAGCUGCAGCAGCAGUUGGAGAAGCUACAGGUGUCGCUGGCUAAGAAGGAGAAGGCACGGCUGAGACUGCUGUCUGAGGUGGAUUCCCAGUCGCUGCAGAUAGAGAGACUAUUCGCGGAGAAUUCAGGGCUGGCAGCGGGGCUCAAGGAGGUCUCUGCCAUUGCCGCCCGCUGGGAGGCUCAGGUGCGCGCAUGGCAGAAGCUGCAGAGCGAGCAGCAGCAGGAGCAGAUGGACAGCGGCAAAGGGGCAGCAACAGCAGCAGGUGCAGCAGCAGGAGCAGGAGCAGCAGCAGGAGCAGGAGCAGCAGCAGGAGCAGCCUCAUCAGCAGAAAAGGCAGGAGCAACAGGGGAGUUAUCAGGAGAAGAGAAAGGAGGGGUGGGAGGAACAGGAGCAGCAGCAGGAGGAGUAAGAGCAUCAGGGGCGGUGGGUCCGGGGUUAGGAGACACGGACACAGAGGCAGACACGGAUGAUCAAGAGCUGCCAGUCUCCACCUCCCCCAGACAGCACCUGGAGCUGCCACCAGUAAACACCUCCCCCAGGCAACUUCUGGAAGUGCCACCGUUUUCUGGUGCUGGGACCUCAGCAAGUGGGGAAGAGAAUGGGGAGGUGGUGGUGGGUCUGCAGGGGGAUGGCGUGAAGAUGGAGGGGUCAGGAGCGGUGGAAGGUGGUGGAGAGGAAAGGGCAGGGAAGGAGGAUGGGGAGAAGGAGGAGGUCGGGGAUGGGGCUAGAGGUGGGGAGGAUGGGGGAGUGGGACAGAGGAGGGGAGUGGGUGUGGAGGUGAUUGGAGGGAAGUCUAUGGAAGUUCUGGAGGAAGAGAACAGGAAGCUUAAGGACGAACUCACCGCCGCCCAGCACCGCAUCCGCCAGCUGUCAGUGCAGGCACUGCGCUCCGAUGCCAGUUGCACCACGGCGGUGCAGAGGCUGUCCCAGACCAAGCGGAUGUAUGGCCCUCUGUUGAGCAGCAUCGAGCAGAAGCUUCUCCAGUACAAGCAGGAAGCUUCCCUGCAAGGUCAUGUGUGA